This is a messenger RNA of Blastocystis hominis, 515 nucleotides long. RefSeq lists its product as hypothetical. The coding region runs from base 149 to 493 and encodes 114 amino acids. Gene Ontology annotation, biological process: cytoplasmic translation; translational elongation. Gene Ontology annotation, molecular function: structural constituent of ribosome; ribonucleoprotein complex binding; protein kinase activator activity. The record is from RefSeq and is a predicted model, not a curated record. Lineage: Eukaryota; Bigyra; Opalinata; Blastocystidae. The transcript has 2 exons. Gene Ontology annotation, cellular component: ribosome; cytosolic large ribosomal subunit.
CACUUCUGUCUGCCUUCGUGCUUAAAUUGACUGAGUAGGCAUCGUGAUGAGUAGAACCCGCUGGAGGCUUCUGGAGGAGCCUCGAUGACUUUUUCGUGGUUUGUGCUAACAUCGUUGUAGGUGAUCAACUAUGGCCCCUUUUGAAGAUAUGUCUGCUGUUGAGAAGGAAGAGUUCGCUAUUUCUCUUGCCGUGCUGCUGUGUGCUGAUGCCAAGGUGGAGGUUACCAAGGAGAACCUCGACAAGGUCGUGAAGGCUGCUGGUCUUACCAUUGCUCCCUACUGGUCUACCGUGUUCGGAUCCAACAUGGCCGAUAAGGACGUUAUGGACAUGUUGGCUGCUCCUGGUGUUGGUGCCGCUGCCCCUGCCGCUGCUGCCCCUGCCGCUUCUGAGGAGAAGAAGGAGGAGGAGGCGAAGGAGGAAGAGGAAGAGGAGGAAGAGGACAUCGACAUGAGUGGAGGUGGUCUCUUCGGUGAUGACGACGAUGACUGGUAAACGGCGCUCUUCAUCUGGUGCU